This is a messenger RNA of Solanum pennellii, 1055 nucleotides long. RefSeq names its product NAD(P)H-quinone oxidoreductase subunit N, chloroplastic. Lineage: Eukaryota; Viridiplantae; Streptophyta; Magnoliopsida; Solanales; Solanaceae. The transcript has 5 exons. The record is from RefSeq and is a predicted model, not a curated record. Bases 138 to 896 code for a protein of 252 amino acids. Gene Ontology annotation, molecular function: oxidoreductase activity, acting on NAD(P)H, quinone or similar compound as acceptor. Gene Ontology annotation, cellular component: membrane.
AAAGUUUAUCAGCACAUUUAUUGAGUGGCAAGGAACAAAGUAGUCAUCUUUGUCCAAGUUUGCAAUGGUGCUUCCACAGUCUCUGUUGCUAUAGCUGCCUACUGCCACCACUCACACACUGCCACCAAAAUACCCAAAUGACAACUCUCUCCUACACCUUCCCUAGCACCACCACCAGCAGCAGCACUAGGAGGUUCUUGAUUACUAGCAAUGGGUCUUCUUGCCGGCGGCGCCCCAAUAUUUCCACUGAAGACCAACCCUGCUCCUCUUCAGUCUGUUAUCAAGGGGCAGUGCAGUCUUAUGGUCUGCAGAAGCAACGAGUACAAUUAAAUAGCAUAUCAAAGGCUAUGAGAAUGAGAAGACUUGAUUCAGUUGUAAGACAAAAGAAAGGAGCAAUUAGAUGUAACAUUGAACUUCAGGACUUCAUAGGUGGAGAUCUCAUUAAACCUGAUUUGGGUCAAUGGUUAUCAGAUGUGGAAGAACACAAAGCUAUAGCAAUUUACUCUCCUCAUGAAGGGGGCUACGAAGGACGCUACCUUACACGUCUUAAGUACCAGGGAUAUCAUUUCUUGGACCUUUCGGCUCGUGGCCUCGGUGACCCUGAAACCACUCUUACCAAAUUCCACCCUGUCUGCCCUGCUCAUGUUGGUAAGCAACCAAUAGCUAGAUGGUAUUUUCCUCCAGAAGUUGAUUAUAGGCUUUCUUUACUUCCUCCGGAUGCUAAAGGAUUAGUGGUUUGGAUAAUAGAAGCCAAGGUCUUAUCAAAGGCAGAGCUGCAGUUUCUUGCUUUACUCCCGACACUUCGUCCUAAUGUGAGGGUCAUUGCAGAGUGUGGUAACUGGAGAAAGUUCAUGUGGAAGCCACUCAAGGAAAUUGCAGGUUUAUCUCAGUCAUAGGGAAAGAAUAUAAGUUCACAUUAUUGGAACUUGACACUGUAAAAUAGGCAUUUACUUAAGAGCUACUUGUUCUUGUGAAUUAUUUGUAUGCUUCAAUGUUUUACAAUGUACAUCAAUGUAUAUGAAUUUAGCAAAAUUAUGCCAUCUACUUUAAUUAUA